AUGUGGAUUCUCCUGGGGCUCGGCACUGCGGUGGUGGCCAUUGCGGUAGACUACUCUCAAUAUGUGAAUCCAUUCAUUGGAGGCGCUGGACCAUAUCCUGGACUUGCAUUUGGCGGCGGCGACAUAUUCGUGGGAGGCGCAGUACCCUUUGGAUCUGUCAAGGUCGGCGUCGACACUUUCGAAACGAACAUAAGCUACGCUCAAAUCAAUGGAGGAUGGACGCCGGAAGGUCUCGUCACAGGAAUCAGCAUGCUUCAUGUGUCUGGUACAGGAGCCUCGCCGAAAUAUGGACUGAUUCCUCAAAUGCCUUUGACGACUGUCGAGCCUCCGGUCAAUGUUCUCGAUAAUACGACCUACUGGCAGAAGAGGGUAGGCAACGACAGCGCUUCCGUCGGAUAUUACAAGACUAACCUGGAAAAUGGAGUCCAUGUCGAGCUGUCUGCAACGCAUAAUGCUGGCAUCAUGCAAUACCACUUUCCCGCCGGAGAGAAGCAUGUUCUCGUCGAUGUCUCGCAUUACAUCCCCAACCCUACUGGCGGCUACGCUUCGCAGACAUUCCAAGGCGGCGAAAUCUCGAUCCAUAAUGCGACAUAUACCGGUUAUGGCGUCUUUGGCGGUGGCUGGAAUGAGGGAGCUCCUUUCCCUGUGUACUUUUGUGGAGAACUUGACACUGCUCCUCGUGAAAUCAGGACAUUCCGCGGUCCGAAUACUGAUCCAAUGACGAGGAUCCAGGGUCUCAGCAGUGAGCCAAUUCAGCAGCCGCUAUUCGAUCAAGCUGAUUAUCAGAAGUCUGGUUGGAGCAAUGAUCGUAUCGGAGCGGUUUUCAGCUGGUCGAAUGGCACUGCUGGACGAAUUCGAUCUAAAGUUGGCAUUAGCUUUGUGUCUGCUGAGAAAGCAUGCCUUUUUAAGGAUCGCGAGGUUACUUCCUGGAGCCUCAACACCACGGUCAAUGCUGCCGUCAAGAAAUGGAACGAAGAGGUCUUCGAAAAGGUCAGAGUACCAACGGAAGGACCCCGUGUCAACAGGACCAAUCUGAUCCUAUUAUACUCCUCGCUAUACUUCAUGCACUUGACCCCGUCAGAGCGGACCGACGACAAACCAUUCUGGGAUAGCCAAGAGCCGUAUUGGGACGACUUUUACACUCUGUGGGAUCUCUUCCGCUGCACCGUGAGCCUCUACCAUCUUAUUCAGCCGGCAGCAUAUGAGGAAAUGAUCCGUGCGCUCAUCGAUACAUGGCGGCAUCAAGGUUACAUGCCGGAUGGUCGUUCUGGAUUCUCGAAUGGCCAGUCGCAAGGCGGCAGCAACUCAGAUAACGUGCUUGCGGAUGCGUAUGUGAAGGGGUUGAGAGGGGGUAUCAACUGGACCGCUGGAUAUCAUGCAAUGUUGAAGAAUGCGGAAGUUCAACCCAUCAACACGUUCAGCCAUGAUGAUGAGUCGGCGAGUGCGAAGGAGGGGCGAGGUGCUCUCGACGAUUGGCUGAAGGUUGGUUAUGUCUCUUCGACCAGUACUCGUGCCAUUUCUCGAACGGCCGAAUACGCCCUGAAUGAUUUCGCUGUCAGCGUUGUGGCUGCUGGUGAGGCGCCAAAGGAUGUGCAGAAAUAUCUUCGCAGAAGUGCUGGCUGGCAAAAGAUCUGGAAUGGAAAUAUUCACAGUCGUGGGUUUAAAGGCUUCCUGGCCCCCAAAACGCUGAACGGGACAUGGAAUCUUACAAAUUACGACGUCCUGCAAUGUGGUGUUUCGGAUUGCGGGUUCUUGGGGUACUCGUUCCAGACGGUACCCUUUGAGGAGAGCUUCCUAAUCCCGAUGGACAUGGAGAGUCUAAUUGAAAAGUUGGGUGGUGACGAUGAGUUUUCGAGACGGCUGGACUAUAUUUUCCAACCAAACACUAGCGCCAUGGAUCUCGGUGUGAACGGUGCAGACAUCACCACCAUCAUGAACAUAGGCAAUGAGCCAGACUUUGGGAUACCUUACCUCUACAACUACAUCAACAAGCAGUACAAGUCAGUGAAUCAAUCCCGCGCCUUGGCCAAUCAAUACUUCAAGAACGAGCUAUACGGCAUACCUGGGAAUAGUGACGCAGGGGCUAUCAAUUCGUGGCUGGUAUGGUCGAUGAUUGGUCUGUACCCUAUUACAACGCAGCCGAUAUACUUGCUGGAGUCGCCCUGGUUUGACGAUAUCAACAUCACUGUCAAUGGCAAUGCAACUCUGCGAAUUCGGAGUUCUGGAGAUCCGAUAACGCUCGGCCAGACAGGAUUCUUCGUGAAGUCGGUCAAAGUGAAUGGGGAGGGUUGGGAUAAAAACUGGCUGGAGCACGAUCAGGUAAUGGUAAAUGGAGGAACGAUUGAUUUUGAGGUAGGAAGUGAGACGGUAGUCUGGGAGAUGGGAGUGUUGCCACCGAGUCCGGGGCAUAUUACAUUAUGA
Zasmidium cellare ATCC 36951 is the source of this 2421-nucleotide messenger RNA. Its product is annotated as glycoside hydrolase family 92 protein. Gene Ontology annotation, molecular function: peptide-N4-(N-acetyl-beta-glucosaminyl)asparagine amidase activity; carbohydrate binding. Bases 1 to 2421 code for a protein of 806 amino acids. Gene Ontology annotation, cellular component: nucleus; cytosol. NCBI's taxonomy places the organism in Eukaryota, Fungi, Ascomycota, Dothideomycetes, Mycosphaerellales, Mycosphaerellaceae. The transcript has 4 exons. Gene Ontology annotation, biological process: protein deglycosylation; carbohydrate metabolic process; protein quality control for misfolded or incompletely synthesized proteins. The record is from RefSeq and is a predicted model, not a curated record.